UGAAAAAUAUAUGAGGAAGUCAUUUGUAUAGCAGGGGGUACAAAAAAUGUUUUCGCCUUUGACUUUAUUUCGUCAAACAAUUUGUGGUCCGCAGUAGGUUAUUUGCCUGAUUUUAUUGAAUACUGAUGACGCAUUAGACCUGCUAAAUGCUAGGCCUCUCGAUGGCGAGUGUUCAGUCAGUUUGUGAAUGUCAUUUGUGAGAGGACAUGUAAGAAAUAUGAAAUGCAACAGUGUCUGGAGUGGAAUACUUCACAAUCCGAACAGCAAGAUAAAGACGAAGUCUGUGUUUGUUCUGCUAAUCUGGUUUCUUUCGUGUGCUGCGCAUGACUGUCAAGCUGAUGAGAAUGCAAUGCCACAGCCUCAGUAUUGCCCUUACUUCCAAAACCGGGCACCUAUGGCUCAACCUUCGCUGAAGAAUUGCACAUGGUAUAAGGAAAAGGCGUGUUGUCUUGACGAAGAACUCGAUGUUAUUUUCUCCAAUCUUUUGCCUAUGGCUGGCGCUGAUCAACACUGCCUUGAGGCAUUGAAUCAUCUAUAUUGCUACGUGUGUUCGCCAAAACAAAACGAUUUCUUCAUUCACAAUCGGCUGACUGUGUGCGAGGAAUCGUGUGACAUGAUUUAUCAACUCUGCGCCAACGCUUUUCUCAAGGGCGUCCGUUGGCAAAAAUUGUACACAAACGGUAGCGAUUUUUGCAAAAGUCGCAAGUUUCAUUCAACAAAGAAAUCCACCGGGCAAUGUUUUGACUUCACCGAAUUACUCUCUACGAAUGUUGCCUUACAUUUUGAUAUCUCUACUGUGUUAUUAUGUAGCGGAUUGUAUAUUGUAUACAACAUGAUAAUGACGUAAGCUCACUUGAGUAUGGCGACUUGAGCGGAAUCUCAUUCUUGUCAAUUGGUGUAUAUAUUUUGAACACAUUUGAAGAUAAAAUAUUAUAGUUGAGGAUAAAUAUUAUGAGAGUGUAGUAAUACUAUUGAUUACUAAGAAGCAACUGCUUAUAUAAUCUUGUUAAAUAUCUGCCUUGGAUGAGAAUAAAAUAUUUAGGUUGAA
Molecule: messenger RNA, 1048 nt
Organism: Xenia sp. Carnegie-2017
Lineage: Eukaryota; Metazoa; Cnidaria; Anthozoa; Malacalcyonacea; Xeniidae
Exons: 1
Coding region: 188-847 (219 amino acids)
Cellular component (GO): external side of plasma membrane
Molecular function (GO): signaling receptor activity
Source: RefSeq, a predicted model, not a curated record